Molecule: messenger RNA, 2927 nt
Organism: Callorhinchus milii (elephant shark)
Lineage: Eukaryota; Metazoa; Chordata; Chondrichthyes; Chimaeriformes; Callorhinchidae
Product: guanylate cyclase soluble subunit beta-1
Exons: 13
Coding region: 189-2030 (613 amino acids)
Biological process (GO): response to oxygen levels; cGMP biosynthetic process
Cellular component (GO): guanylate cyclase complex, soluble
Molecular function (GO): heme binding; guanylate cyclase activity
Source: RefSeq, a predicted model, not a curated record
GUCUGUGCUGAGCUGGGCUGGGCUGGGAAGAGGAGGCUUCCCUGCAGACUGGCGGCGUCGCCUGUCAAUCAGAGCGGACGGCGGGGACUGAGACUGGGGCUGAGGCUCAGACUGUCGGAGAGGCUUCGCCGCUUCAUCCUCAAACCAUCCCCCAAACCCCCGACAGAUCGGAGUCUGCAAACGCCGAAAUGUACGGGUUCGUAAACCACGCAUUGGAAUUGUUAAUCCAACGCAAUUAUGGAUCUCAAGUGUGGGAAGAUAUCAAAAAGGAAGCACAACUGGAUGUGGAAGGGCAAUUUCUGGUACGGAUUAUAUAUGAUGAUUCCAAAACAUACGAUCUAGUAGGUGCAGCAAGCAAAGUCCUCAAAAUUGAUGCUGGUGAAAUCCUGCAAAUGUUUGGAAAGAUGUUUUUUGAAUUCUGCCAAGAAUCUGGUUAUGACACAAUCCUUCGUGUUCUGGGCUCCAACGUUAGGGAGUUUUUGCAGAACCUAGAUGCUUUACAUGAUCACCUGGCUACAAUCUACCCAGGAAUGCGUGCACCAUCAUUUCGAUGCACAGAUGCAGACAAAGGGAAAGGACUUCUCUUGCAUUACUAUUCGGAGAGGGAGGGUUUACAGGAUAUUGUAAUUGGAAUAAUUAAGACAGUGGCACAGCAGAUUCAUGGCACUGAAAUAGAAAUGAAGGUGAUUCAGCAGAGGACUGAAGAGUGUGAUCACAUUCAAUUCUUGAUUGAAGAGAAAGACUCAGCAGAAGAGGAUUGCUCUGAAGACCAGGAUCGUUUUGAAGAGAAUGGUACCCAAGAGUCCAGGAUCAGUCCAGACACAUUUUGCAAAGCAUUUCCUUUCCAUAUUAUGUUUGAUAGGGAGUUCCUGGUGACACAGUGUGGGAAUGCAAUAUAUCGUGUUCUUCCACAGCUGCAGCCUGGAAGCUGUAACCUCUUGUCAGUUUUUUCUCUGGUUCGACCACAUAUUGACUUCACCUUCCAUGGAAUCCUCUCCCACAUCAACACAGUCUUUGUGAUAAGAAGUAAGGAAGGAUUGCUGAAUGUUGAAAAAGCAGAAUCUGAUGAUGACCUGACAGGUGCUGAAAUCAGCUGUUUGCGUUUGAAGGGCCAGAUGAUCUACCUACCUGAAGCUGACAAUAUCCUUUUCCUGUGCUCUCCCAGUGUGAUGAACUUGGAUGACUUGACCAGAAGGGGCCUUUAUCUAAGUGAUAUCCCACUGCAUGACGCCACACGUGAUCUGGUUCUGCUCGGCGAGCAGUUCAGAGAGGAGUACAAGCUUACACAGGAGUUAGAAAUCUUGACUGAUCGACUGCAACACACCCUUCGAGCAUUAGAAGAUGAAAAGAAAAAGACAGAUAGAUUGCUCUAUUCAGUUCUUCCCCAUUCUGUUGCCAAUGAGCUGAGGCACAAACGCCCCAUUCCUGCGAAGCGGUAUGACAACGUCACAAUACUUUUCAGUGGCAUUGUCGGAUUUAAUUCUUUCUGCAGUAAACAUGCCUCAGCAGAAGGGGCCAUGAAAAUCGUAAAUCUUCUCAACGAUCUUUAUACAAGGUUUGACAUCCUCACAGAUUCACGCAAGAACCCUUACGUGUACAAGGUGGAAACAGUUGGUGAUAAGUACAUGACUGUGAGUGGCCUGCCAGAGCCAUGCGUCCAUCACGCUCGCUCUAUCUGCCACCUUGCUCUGGACAUGAUGGAGAUAGCAGGACAGGUGAUGGUAGACGGGGAACCUGUUCAGAUUACCAUCGGGAUUCACACUGGAGAAGUGGUUACUGGUGUCAUAGGUCAGAGGAUGCCUCGCUAUUGCUUGUUUGGAAAUACUGUUAAUCUAACCAGCAGGACAGAGACUACUGGAGAAAAAGGGAGAAUUAAUGUCUCAGAGUACACAUACAGAUGUCUGAUGGGUGCAGAGAAUUCAGACUCACAGUUUCAACUGGAGUACAGAGGUCUGGUUAGUAUGAAGGGCAAGACGGAGCCAAUGAAGGUUUGGUUUCUCUCCAGAAAAUGCACUGAGACUGAAGUGUGACUCAUCCAAGAACAAUGCACUUGGACCCGAAACACUGAAAAUGCAAAACUUCUUUAAUAUAUUGUGAAGCGUUUACUUUCAAUGAAGGACAUUUUUAUAAAUUUCCAAUGAGUAGCAAGAUGCUAUUUAAUCUUUAACAUUGUUCCUCUUAUUUUUAUUCUAUCAUGAGAAUAACUGACUGACACCAGCAAACCCUUUUUUUAAAGUAGUUGUCACAAGUGAAGUCUCGCAGUGCCAAGAUUGAGUGCAAAGUGCUGAAAUAUUUAAUUAAUCAUACCAGGAAACAACCUGCCUCUAGAUUUUUUUUAUUGCAUGCCUUUUCAUGACAUUGAUCAGUAUUGUUUUUAACUGUCACUGAUGGAAUUAACAUGACUGAACACCUGACAGACACGGAAAGUGCCAAACUAAAUUCUUCCCAUUCACUAAAGCUUCUCAGCCUAGUUAUAGUGGUAACAUCCAGCAAUUUGAAGUUUACAAAAAUGUCAGAAUGUUGUUUGAAAUUAUAGUUGUAAUUAAUGUCUGUACGUCAGUCUGUAGUCCUGCUAACAAUGAUACAAUUUCAUUGUUCACCUCCUCCCCAUUCUAUGUUAAUGGAAACAAUGACUUUUACUGAUUUCUAACCUCAAAACCUUCUAACUUCCCAAUAGUAUCCACUAUUUUACAUAUACUUCCAGGUAGAUUUCCAACAUUCCUGUUCCACAUACUCAUAGAACAAUAAUUAACAUUAUGUUCACUGUACUUGACAGAGAAAUGAGUGUUUUAAGUCUUGGGUUGUAUACCAUACUACUGUUGUAACAAGGUUAAUCCAAUGAUAAUUCAAUGUGUCUGUCCCGUCUAUAUUGCAUAAACAUUGAAAUCCGAUGUCUUUAAUUUUUGACUUGUUAAGGAGCCUUCUUA